CAUCCAUUCCCGCCACAAGCACAACCUCCAAAUGCCACAUAAACACACCCGCAAAGGGGAAGUCGAUAAGUCAACGUAAGUCGCCUUUCCCCCCUUCCUCGACAUCUCCUAAUCCCUCCGGAACAGUGUCGACCUCCCCCCAACCACAAUCGCAAAGCCCCUCUCGGUCUCUAAAUCCGCGAAAGAGAAUGGCAUCUUCACCUCAGAGCUAAAUACGACGCGCAAGAACAACAAAAAGAGGAAACAUAACCCAGAUAUAAACGAUGAUACGCCGAAGGCUUUCCAGCGGCUCAUGAUGUUCCACCAGGGGAAGAAGUUGCCGAAAGGAUUGGAUGAUGGGGUGCGGACGAAGAAGGCGAAGAAGAAUAAUAAUAACGCGGACGAGAAGGAUGAAAAAGAAGCAACGAGGAAGGAGGGAAAGUCUGAGGAGAAAGAGAAAGCUGCUAUGCCUACGAUUAAACCUGGCGAGAAGAUGUCUGAGUUUUCUGCUAGAGUCGAUGCUGCACUCCCGGUUAGUGGCUUGAUGAAUAAAACCGCGAAGAACGGGAAGGAUCCCCUGGGUCUGAAGGUUGGGAGAACAUACAAGGAGAAGAAAAUGCAUAAACUCUACGAUCAAUGGCGCGAGGAGGAGCGCAAAAUCCAGGACAAGAGGAUGGAUGCUAGAGAUAUGGAAGAAAUGCAAUCCGAAGACGAGAACGGACAGGUCGUUUGGAAAGAUCUUGACCCAUCUAGCUCUGGGAAGAAGAAAAAGAAGGGCAAGAAUAAGAAGAACAAGCUCGUAGGUGAGGUAGAGGAUUUCGAGGGAGACCCCUGGGCGAAACUUAAGCGGGAUAGAGGCGAGGGGAAGGUGGGACUUAAUGAUGUUGUGCAGGCGCCGCCGACUUUUAAACAUACUCCCAAGGAGAAAUUUAAGGUGAGAGGCGCGAGGGUGGAAGUUGAGAACGUGCCCAAGGCUAGUGGGAGUUUGCGGAGGAGGGAGGAGCUUGGUGAGGUUAGGAAGAGUGUUGUCGAGGGGUAUAGGAAGAUGAUGCUGGAGAAUAAAGCGAGGUUUGCGGAGGGGAAGGAAGAAUAG
Messenger RNA from Hymenoscyphus albidus, 1072 nucleotides. Lineage: Eukaryota; Fungi; Ascomycota; Leotiomycetes; Helotiales; Helotiaceae. The record is from the annotation of a GenBank genome assembly.